This is a messenger RNA of Macadamia integrifolia, 2648 nucleotides long. RefSeq names its product transcription factor TCP2-like. Gene Ontology annotation, biological process: regulation of secondary shoot formation. The transcript has 6 exons. Gene Ontology annotation, cellular component: nucleus. The record is from RefSeq and is a predicted model, not a curated record. The coding region runs from base 981 to 2366 and encodes 461 amino acids. Gene Ontology annotation, molecular function: sequence-specific DNA binding; DNA-binding transcription factor activity. Lineage: Eukaryota; Viridiplantae; Streptophyta; Magnoliopsida; Proteales; Proteaceae.
CCUGUCCAUUCCCGAUAAGCCCGGAGAUUGCUCAAAUGGUAAGAGCUUAGGGCAUAAAAUAACGAGCUCCCUCUCUCUCAACUCCUCAUUUUCCCUUUGGAUGAAAACAAACAUCUCUCAUUUCGUUUAUGUUAUCAGAAGAAGAACCCUAACCUCAUCUCUCUCUUUCCCUCUCUUUCUCUUGCAGACAGUGAAAGAGGCACAGGAGGAGUUGUGAAGGAAGGAAUAAAAACUAAAGACUUGCUUCCCGAGCUUAAAGCAAGUUCCAUCCUUUUCAGUUUGUGAGUUAGGAUUUGAAGCUUAAACGAAAAUUCGCGCUUUAUCUAGUGAAGGUCGGGUAAUUUUUGGAGCUACCACAUCAACUAAGUUAAGAAUGUAGAUCCGUUAGCUCAGAACGGCUGUUCCAUCGAUCAUCGCAAUGAUAUUGCAUUUUGACGUUACAGAAUUUCAGAAUCGCAAGGGAUCAAGUAGUAUUAACGAAGCAAAAAAAGGCUCAGAUCGGAGUUUUAAUCACUGAGAGAAAGUGACGCGUGUGCAAUUACAUCUCAGGCGUUCUGAGCGGUUUCUGCAGAAUAGCAAAGGCAAGAGACACACACAGGACACAGCUCAUCUAUUCACAGUGACCUUUGCUUCUGAAAGGACUGCAAAAGCUAAGCGAGAGCUGCUGACAUUUUCGGCCAUCGAACGCGAUAUAUCGAAGCCCUUUAAAGAAUCCCUUUAUCACAACCCAAUCCCAACUUCCCAAGUACUGAGAACUCGUCAUCAAUGCUAAAGGACAGCGCCACCUCCACUCAGAAACCCUAAUUCAGUUUGCUCUUAAGACUCCAAGGCUCUAAGCAGAAGAGAGAGGAGACGACUUUUCUUUUCUCUCUCUAGAGUCUAGUCUCUCUCUUGUCAGUUUCGGAAGAGGGGAGAGAUAAAAAGAGAGAAGUAAACCAAAGACCUUGUUCUAGUAUUCUCAGGAAAGGUAUGAAAGCGGUAUGGAGGUGGACGACAUUCACACGCAGCCUUGUAAGCUUUCGAGGUUCGAUAACGGUAGAAUCGAUUCCAACAAGAUAGGACGAAAGGCAUCAGGAGAGUACCAAGAUGAUGAUGAAGACGAUGGAGAAGUUAGAGGUGGAGGAGGAGGAAGAGGAAUCAUCGGUGGUGGCGGUGGAGCUGAAACUGCCCGUCUGAGCACAUGGACUGGGUCUCGUAUAUUCAGGGUUUCAAGAGCAUCUGGCGGGAAGGAUCGGCACAGUAAGGUUUUGACAGCGAAGGGGCUCAGAGACCGAAGGGUUCGUCUCUCAGUCGCCACAGCUAUACAGUUCUACGAUCUUCAGGAUCGUCUGGGUUACGAUCAGCCCAGCAAAGCCGUUGAGUGGCUGAUUAAAGCUGCGGAGGACUCCAUUGCUGAGCUUCCUUCUCUGAACAGUACCUUUCCGGAGACCCCCAAGCCAAGCGAUGAAAGGAGGUCUAAUGCCUCACAGCCAAGAUUUGAUCCAGCUGAUCUCGAAUUAGAAAUUGAACCCGCGUAUCAGCAGCAGCAGCAGCAGCAGCAGCACAUGUCCUUGACGAAAUCUGGAGGGAGCAGCCCUUCGGAGACUAGUAAGGGUUCUGGUUUGUCUCUGUCCCGGUCUGAAAUCCGUGUGAAAGCCAGAGAGCGUGCAAGGGAACGAGCAGCCAAGGAGAAGGAGAAAGAGAAGGAGAAGGAAGAUGCUCAUGUUCAUCAUCACAAUCUAAACCCUAGUUCUCAAAACGCGUCUUUCACCGAGCUACUCACUAGUGGUGGAGCUACUGGGGCUACUGACAAUGGCAAUAGCCCCCCUGAAUCAGCCCACCCAGGUGGAUCGAAUUUUGUCCACAAGACCAACCGGCAUUUGUCUUCGACCCCGAUGGAUUACUUUGGUGCUGGGAUGUUUGGCACAGCGUCAUCGAGAAACAGUCAUUCUUCUGGGUUUUCAGCUCCAACUCACUUUGGGAAUCCUCCUCAGCCGCACUCCAUGACAAUGCAAUCGCCUUUCGGUGUAACUGGCGAUCAUCAUCAGGAGUUGCAGCAGUUUUCUUUCAUGCCAGAUAUGAUCCCAGUUGCAACUGCGGCAGGAAAUGACUACAACUUGAAUUUCAGCAUCUCUUCCGGCCUCGGUGGUUUUAAUAGGGGGACCCUUCAGUCCAAUUCACCGUCUCCAAUGCCUCACCUUCAGAGGUUCUCUUCUCCCGUUGAUGGACCAAGCGUACCGUUCUUCAUGGGGACUGCAGCUUCAGCUGCCACUGCACCAGUGGAGAAUCAUCACUUUCCAUCUGGCGGGUUCGACGGACGUCUGCAACUCUACUAUGGUGGUGAUGGUUGCAGGCAAUCAGACCUGAAGGGAAAAGGAAAGAACUGAAAUCCUGGAUGAGCAGAUGACUCACGACCCCGUCUCGGUUGCAGGCAAGUGUAUGAAAUGCGUUGGCGGGCCAUGGUGGAUGGAUGGAAAAGCCCUUUCCUGCCUCAGGCGAAAAAAAAAAAAAAAAACAGCAUUAGUUUAUAUUCAGUUCCUGAAUUAUCACUUUAUUCAGCUCACAUGAACUCAGUGAUUUUAAUGCAUAUAUGCAUUGACGGUAUGUGUUUGGUGAGAUACUACAUCUCACACCAGACGAUUUCAAUUUCAAUUUGUUUCAUCAUCAAA